UGCGAUUUUUACUACAUGUACUUCGAAGAGGUGAUUGAACACGCGCUCAGAACCGAGUACCAUCAAAGAGAAGCGUGGAUGUUCGCGUUCGACAAUUUUCGGAUCCACCCUAAAAACGUGUUUCGUCGACACACAAUCAAGGAUGAUUCUCGUCGGAUAUUUCAGUCCACUGUUAGCGCAGUGCAGCGCGCAUUAAUACGUAUGUAAGCUCGUAUCGUGUGGCUGUAUAUUCGUUGGUUCGUUUCGUUCGCUCGCUCGUGGCCGUGCCAUCUAUUAUUAGUCGACAGUCAUCAGAGUCGGCUGUAUAACGCGCGGCCGAGCGACAACGCGGAAAAAGCUGGAAGAAAAUUCGACGAGAAAACGCGAGAAACCCGCGAGAUUUUUGUGCGGCACGUGCUGAUUGAUAGACAGUUCGUCAUUACUGCUCGUAUUGCCACCUUGCCGUUCCCGCUGUCACUGCCACCCUAUCGCGACCAGGAUUUCCAUCCGACACUCUCUCGAUGCCCUUGGAAAUGAUGAUUUUCACACGCUUUCCACUAUGAGGGAUGCGGUUCCACACAAAGGAAAUAAUAAUAAUAACAAUAGUAGCAGUAAUAACAAUAACAACAAUAAUAAUAACAUAACUACGUUAAAAAGCAAGCCUUCCUUGGAAAUUUAUCGACCUCCAGGAGGAAGAACGGAAGGAACUACGGCGAAUAUUACUAAUCCACGGCUAAACGUACAUGCUAAGGAAUUCACUAUGAAGCAGAAUGAUUCGCAUCCUUCUAAAUCUCGGAUAAAUGCUUCAGAGCGAUCUCCGUAUUAUUUGCAACAUAGUAAAUCGAGUGGAAAUGUACAUCGAUAUCUUUAUGCUCAACAGCAACAACAAAUACAUACCCUUCAGCAACAUCACCAGACAUCACGUCACUCUCAGAGUAGUCAUCAUUCAACGGGCUCUGCUUUGCGACAGUCACAUCCACUCGAUACCUCGGCAUCAAGUGGAAACAUAUUACAUGGUUCAGGUAGAGUCCACUUCAAUGUAGAUCAAAAUGAUGUCAAAGUGAACACAGCUAAACCUGGCAGACUUAUAAAAUCGUUAUCCUUUGUCUCUACUUAUGGAUUAAAACGAUCGAAAAGUUUGAAUGCAGCUGAUGUGUUGGCUGCAAAGGCGGUAAAUAUUUCAGACGCAUCUGAACUCGGGAAAUUCCCAACAGUGAUUCAGGACACACUUCUAAGAGCUAUCGAAGAUCCGAAUUUAUUGAAUGCUCGAGCUUUAAUGGAACUUGUACGACAUAUUUUGGAAAGAGUUGUCGAGAACCGGAAGUAUGCUGAACCUGCAGCGAAAAUUUGUAUUACUAUAAUUGAGAAAGAAAGUAAAGAAACUUUCUUGGAAUCCUUGUUAAAUACAUGUCAACAAUGGUAUCAAGAUCGAGUUAAAAUACUCUAUGACGGAUCCAGUUAUCAUCGUUAUUCCGCUUUCAUGACAUUCUUAAACGAGAUGUAUUGUCAGCUGAAACGAAGACAACUUCAAUUAAAGACACAACAGGAGGGUGUUCCUCCCGGACGUGUUCUUCUCACAUUGCUUUGGAAAUGUUGUCAAGAUUGUUUACAACCUCCAGUUGUAAAUUCUUUGGCCGAAACUGACUGCUUGUUUUUCAUCUUAACAUGUAUCGGCAAAGACUUGGAUGCUGAAUUACCAGCUCAAUUGCAGCAAUUACUUGGAAGUUUAAGAGAUGCUUUUCUCGCGGAAGAUACGAUAUUACCGUCAGUCAGAAAAACGCUUUUACAACUGAUCGAACUUCAUGCUGCUCAUUGGCAACUUCCAGCACCGGCAGUUGUUUAUUAUUAUCCUGGAUCGACUUCGAAAUGAUGUUUCUACCUUUUCGAUUUCUCCGUCCGUUCAUUGAUUUUCUGUGCUGAUACGAAUUUUUUAAUCAUUUUAAAUUAAUUAAGAGCUAUAUUUUUAUCCACGCAAUUAUAAAGUGGAGUAUUAAACGUGUAAUAAACGGCUCCAAAAAACAAUAAGCUAAGCCGUUUGUGAUGCGUUUUUGUGAAAUUUUUUUUUUAAUUAAUGCCUCGUAAUGUAGUUGUAAUGUAAUAUUGACGAUUGAUGCAUCAAUCGACAAAAUACGAAUAACCGUGAUCUCGUUGCUACUACAAAGAAUGACUGUGCCUUGUGCAAUUCUGCAAGAAGUGAUUUACGAUGAUUGCACUUCGUUGCGAGAAAUGUCAAUCUAUGUUUGAUUUUUUGCACGAUUGAUUAUUUCAUUCGUAUAAAUACUUGAAUGUCUAUAAUCUAUUAACAUGAUGAUAGAAUUCGUUUGUAUUUUCUAUGCUUUCAAAUUAAAAAUACUUCAUUAGGAAGUUAAUGGAUUAAGAAAUCAGAAACCAGUUAAAAUUGAUACAUUAUUUGUCCGAAUUAUCGUGUUAAUUACCGCAAAAUUUGAAUUUUAAAGGACAAAUAGAUUUAUGAAAAACCUUGAGAAUUAAACAUAUAUAUAUAUGUAAUGAAUGAAUGAUUUAACAGAACAGAUAUUUGCAAAAAGAAAAAAAAAUGUCAUCAUCAGAGAAUCAAAAAAACAUGAAUAAUCACGGAUUAUGAGAUAUUUUACUUCGAAUUUUCCUCGGCUUUUUACCGUAAAAAAAAAAAAAAAAAACGAUACUAUAGUAUACACGAAACAUCUUAAAAAAGAUAUAAGAUAAAAAAUAA
Messenger RNA from Apis florea (little honeybee), 2689 nucleotides. RefSeq lists its product as uncharacterized. Gene Ontology annotation, molecular function: translation activator activity; RNA binding; protein binding. Lineage: Eukaryota; Metazoa; Arthropoda; Insecta; Hymenoptera; Apidae. Gene Ontology annotation, biological process: regulation of translational initiation. Gene Ontology annotation, cellular component: cytosol. The record is from RefSeq and is a predicted model, not a curated record.